This is a messenger RNA of Cryptomeria japonica (Japanese cedar), 2719 nucleotides long. RefSeq names its product probable DNA helicase MCM9. NCBI's taxonomy places the organism in Eukaryota, Viridiplantae, Streptophyta, Pinopsida, Cupressales, Cupressaceae. The transcript is spliced from 20 exons. Gene Ontology annotation, biological process: double-strand break repair via homologous recombination. The record is from RefSeq and is a predicted model, not a curated record. Gene Ontology annotation, molecular function: single-stranded DNA helicase activity; single-stranded DNA binding; ATP binding. The coding region runs from base 194 to 2386 and encodes 730 amino acids. Gene Ontology annotation, cellular component: MCM complex; nucleus.
UUGGGUGGUUUUGCCUCCACACGUCACAUAUGUUCUUAAAUGGUCUUUCUUUAAAGACAAGUCAGCUACGCAAACAGUUAUGAAAAUGAAACAGGUUGAAAGAGCAUUUAAAUUCCCGCCUUGCAGAAGGAGGAGAAGAGAGAGUGCAUCAAAUUUUUCCUCUUGAAGCGGUGGGCGAAGUCUGGUGGUUGACAUGGGAAGGGGUUUUGGCGAUGGCAAAGGAGAAGACGGCGACUUCGUUGUUGUCCAGGAAGACUAUAUCCACGCAUUCCAGCAGUUCCUAAUAAAUCACCAUCUAGAAGCUUUGGAAGCCAUUCUUCUUGCGGAGGAUGAUACGCUUCAUUAUCCUCUACAAGUCGACUUUGCAGAGCUUCUGGAAGCAAGCCCUCCUUUGGCCAAUCUCAUUUACACUCAACCCGCCAGGUUCUUGCCCCUUUUUGACAAUGCUGCUCGUUUAGCUCAGAGUGUGGUUCUUGAAGCGCACAAACACAUUGAGAAUAUGUCCGUUAAGGGAAAUGUUCAUGUUCGUCUUGACGUGAAUGGUUCUGCUAUGGACUGCCCGGAAACUCAUCCAUCAAUUGGACGCGUGAGAGUAAAGGAUAUGGGUAAACUAAUUACACUUCAAGGAACAGUCAUCCGAUCUGGAGCAAUAAAGAUGCUUGAAGGAGAGCGAGAAUAUGAAUGCACUAAAUGUAAGCACAGGUUUAAAGUUUUUCCAGAGUUGGAGACAGGAAAUACUGUCAGGCAGCCAAUGUCAUGUCCUUCCCAGAGAGUAAACAGAUGUCAAGGAACUAAUUUCAAGUAUAUAGAGGAUAGCAAAAUGUGUCACGACUAUCAAGAAAUCAAAAUCCAAGAAAAUAUGCAAUCUCUUGGUGUUGGUUCUGUACCUCGCUCUAUACCUGUCGUUUUGAAAGAUGACCUUGUUGAUUUUGUCAAAGCUGGUGAUGAUAUCAUUGUGACAGGUCUUCUUUUUGCAAAAUGGCGUCCUGUCUCAAAAGAUGUUCGAUGUGACCUUGAUCUAGUUUUGCUUGCUAACUAUAUAAGGAGAACGAAUGAGCUGAAGUUAGCAGUUGACAUCUCAGAGGAAGCUAUUAAGCAAUUUGAGGGAUUUUGGAUGCAUUUUAAAGACAAUCCAUUGAAGGGAAGAAAUAUUAUUUUACAGGGCAUUUGUCCACAAGUGUAUGGGCUAUUUACGGUAAAGCUUGCAGUUAUGUUGACUUUAAUUGGAGGUGUGCAACAUGCAGAUGCUUCUGGAACAAAGGUUCGCGGAGAGUCCCACUUCUUGUUGGUGGGCGAUCCAGGUACAGGAAAGUCUCAGUUUUUAAAGUUUGCUUCAAAGCUUAGUCAUCGUUCUGUAAUAACCACUGGAUUAGGGAGCACUAGUGCAGGUCUCACGGUAACUGCAGUCAAGGAUGGAGGUGAAUGGAUGCUGGAAGCAGGAGCACUUGUUUUGGCUGAUGGUGGCCUUUGUUGCAUUGACGAAUUUGAUAGCAUAAGGGAACCAGAUAGAGCAACCAUUCACGAAGCAAUGGAGCAACAAACUAUAAGUGUGGCUAAGGCUGGGCUUGUCACAACUCUCAACACCAGAACUACCGUAUUUGGUGUCACUAAUCCAAAGGGACAGUACGAUCCUUAUCGAUCACUUUCUGUUAAUACCAGCCUUUCUAGUCCACUUCUCAGCAGAUUUGAUAUAAUUUUAGUUCUAUUGGAUACAAAGAAGCCAGACUGGGACAAAAUUGUAUCAUCACAUAUAUUAUCUGAGCAUGAACAGAAGGAGAAAGUUAGUGCAAAUGAUGACUUAAGGGGGUUGUGGACCUUGCUUAUGUUAAGAAGGUACAUCCACUUUGUAAAGGGGAAUUUCCGUCCAGUCUUAACGAAGCAGGCAGAAAGAGUGAUUUCAAGUUAUUAUCAACUGCAGCGGAGAUCAGCAACACAGAAUGCUGCAAGGACAACUAUUCGUAUGCUUGAGAGCUUGAUUAGAUUAGCACAAGCACAUGCCAGACUCAUGUUCAGGGAUGAAGUAACCCGACUGGAUGCCAUUUCUGCAAUUAUAUGUGUUGAAUCAUCUAUGACAACGUCUGCCAUACUUGACAAUGUUGGCAAUGUGCUUCAUUCCAGUUUCACAGAAAACCCUGAUGAAGAAUAUGCAAAACAGGAAAAACUUAUUCUUGAAAAGCUGAAUCUUGUGGAUAAUACUUUUGACAACCAAAAUGGAUCUGAUGGCAUCGCAAAGAAUGUUGAAGCUUCAAAUCAUCAAAGAGUAAAUAAUAAUCAGCCUGUCAAUGGAACAAACAGUUGCAAUGGCAAGUCAAACCUGCGACCAUGCAGUUAUGGGGAUGCACACACAAAUCUGGGAAAAAGUCAUCGGGAAACCAGGGUUGACUGAACCUAACAUUUGUGUAAAUAAUGCUGUUCGCAUGGUUUAAUGAUUACUUUGGUCAUUUCUAUUGAUAAAGAUACAUAACCAAUGUUAUAUUUAGAUUAUGUAGCUAACCUUUAGUGGCUCUGUGAUUUAACUAGAUAAUUCUUUAACUUUGUAAAAUGUAUUAUAUAAUCUGUCAUUUGUAAGGAAAGAGGGCUUCCAGGUUACGGUGCUUCCUGAAAUACUGGAAAGCUGUUCGGGUACAAUAUACAGCAUCAAGUUCUCUACAGUUCUAGAUGACUUUCACACAUGCUUGUGCAAGUUGCUAUAAAAUGGCGUAAUUUUUUUCCUGCAAUA